GGGACUUUAAAGUCUCCGCUGGAACUCGCGCUGCUGCUGCCGACUGAUGGAGGGGGAAGAGGGGAAGAUUUCGGUCUGGGUCUGUCGCGAGGAGAAACUCAUCUCGGGACUGUCUCGACGGACCACCUGCGCGGAUGUGGUGCGCGUGCUGCUCCACCAGCACCAGGCGCGUGGCCAGCCCUCGGUUCUCUCGGGCUCCUCCGACUCCUAUUGCCUGGUGGAGAAGUGGCGGGGGUUCGAGCGCGUGCUGCCGCAUAAGAGCCGGAUCCUGCGCCUGUGGACCGCGUGGGGCUCCGAGCAGGAGAACGUGCGGUUUGUGCUAGUGAAACAGGAUGCGUCUCUGCCGAACAGCAGCCCGCGCAGUGCUGAAGCGCGCGUUGUGGCCAGCAAGGACAAGAAGAAGGAGGGCCCCGGCCCCGCGUGCGUGUACAAGGGCACCGCGCGGGUCACCAUGGCGUUCUCACCGGAGAAGCAGCGACGCAUCGUGCGCAAAGCCUUCCGUAAGCUCGAGAAAAUCAAUAAGAAGCGCGCACAAGCCCUCGGCGGAAAACAGCCCUCCGUGGAGAAGAUGGAGACGCUCGUGCACCUGAUCGUGUCUCAGGACCACACCAUCCGCCAGCAGGUGCAGCGCAUCCGCGAGAUCGACCGCGAGAUCCACCUCUACGAGGCCCGCGUGCACUUGGACCGGGUGAAGGCGCACGGGAACAACUACGUGCAGGAUACCUAUCUCGAGCAGCAGGGUUUGCAGGCGCGCGCCGGAGGCCUCGGGGGAGAGCAGCAGCAGCAGCAGCAGCAACAUCUGGCCCCGGAGGUGCGCGCGCAGCUUGAGGAGUACACGCGCAGGUGUGAGGAGGUGGCGAAGCUGCAGGAAGAACUGUGUGGUCACGAGGCACAGCUGGACACCGUCACCAUGGAGAUCACCGAGGAGCUCAACCGCCGCUGGAUGGAACGGCGGAAGCCAGAACAACAGGAGGAAGCGUCCUCAUGCCGCCACCGCCGCCGCCACCCGGGCUCACCAGGGGAUGAUGAUGGGGACUCACCACCGGGAGCGUCCCGGCUCGCACCGGACACGGCACCCGACUCGCGGGGAGAAGAGGAGGAGGAGAGGAUCAAAACACAGCUGGACGCGAGCCUCUACGUCGGUCUCCGGUUGGCUACGGAUUUAGAGGCGAUUAGCGGCGAUCUGAGCUGCAGCGGAGACCUCUGGAGUGCGAGGGAGGGCGAGCUGAGGGAUUUACUGGCCCGGGUCCGCGCGCUGGACUUGUGCGCCGACCAGGAGGAGGAGGAAUUAUCCUCUGCGGAGGCCGGCGGGGAGCGCGAGCCCUGGGUAACGGAGCCAGAACCCGAGAGCGCGUGGCUGCUGGAACAGGCGAGAGGGCUGUCCAAGUCAAAGGCGCUCGAGGGCGAUGAUGAUGAUGAUGGCGACGACUCGGACACCGGGCUCAGCUCGCUACACAGUCAGGACUCGGACAGCGCGCGCAUGGCCGCCGAGUCGCUCGUGUGA
Molecule: messenger RNA, 1504 nt
Organism: Engraulis encrasicolus (European anchovy)
Lineage: Eukaryota; Metazoa; Chordata; Actinopteri; Clupeiformes; Engraulidae
Gene: rassf10b
Product: Ras association domain family member 10b
Exons: 2
Coding region: 47-1504 (485 amino acids)
Biological process (GO): signal transduction
Source: RefSeq, a predicted model, not a curated record